AAAAGCUAUCAAUCAUUUUGAAUAAUCACCAUAAUCUUUUGAAUAAUAUGACUCGCCAUCCAAACCAUGAUGGACAUCUGUAAAACGCUUCUCAACGACCUUUCAAUGCUGACAUCGUCACCACCCCCCAGAGAUGGCGCCUUAAAAUCUAUCGCUACAAGCAAACGAAAUUCGAAUAUAUUAUCAACGAUAGACAGUAUCCCAAUUUCUAAAAAGGAUACAUAGGAGGUUAUUAUGGUGCAAGAUCACGUGUUCAGUAUAAAUAUUCAAUACACUAAUUCGGAGUACAUUGAGCUGCAGGUAACGCCUAAUGAGAUGGUUCAAGAAAUUCAUCAAGUUUUGAUGGAUAGAGAGGAGACCUUUCAUCGCACAUGUUUCUCAUUGCAAUUCCAAGGAACUACUCUAGACCAGUUUUCGGAGCUGAAAACCUUUCAAAACCUAAUAGACAAUUCUUUGCUUAAAAUCGUCGAAGGACACAAAUAUGCACCUUGCUCACAUUUGAAAGAUAAAAGAAAAUUUUACCCAAUAAUUAAGAUUUAUUACAUGGAAACAAUGUCUCUUAUUGGAACCCCAAAUACUACAUUAUCCACCAGAGCUCCUGCUAUACUUUGCUUGAAGUCUUUAGCCUUCAACCACUGGAACCCUCCGCCUGGCCCUCGCAAAAUGAAGGGAGACUUAGCCUACAUAACAGUGAUCACGUUAGAGGAUAAAGAAUUUCACAUAACGGCUUGCGUUAGAGGAUUUUACGUUAAUCAAUCGGUAAAUGGAACGUUCAAUCCAUCGCCUCAUUCAGAUUCUCAAAAUUUCCAUUCUCUUUUUGAUUUAUUUAAUAAGAUUAGUCCCCUUUUUAAGCGAAAUUUAUCCGUUUUAAUCAAAAAACGCAACGCUCAAAAUUCGUUAGAAAAAGUUCCGGUUCCAUUUCAAAAAUAUUCCUGGAUCUUGCCGUUUCUAGAGCACAGGGAAGACGCCAUUAGAGCCGAAGAUAUAUUCCAAUCUAGAUUUGGUUUCGAAGAUCACGUACCAGGCCAGACCCGGGAUUGGAACGAAGAACUUCAAGGAACGCGUGAGUUGCCGCGCAAAGACCUUGCAGAACGUGUUGCCAGAGACCGAGCAGUAUUUAAAGUCGGGGCCGAUUUGGCUACAGCCGCUGCUAAAGGAGCUCUGUCUAUCUCACGCGGAUAUCCGCUGCCCAUCAAUCCCGGCGAGAGUUCGAAGAUGCAUAUGUACAUAUGGAAUAACAUAUUCUUCAGUCUGGGGUUCGACAUAAGAGAUCAUUACAAAGAAUUGGGAGGCGAUUUUGCAGCCUACGUGGCACCCGCCAACGAUCUGAGAGGUGUCGAAAUAUACUCUGAUUUGGAUAUAGAAAAAUUUCAUACAUUAGGAACGGUGAUUGUAGAUUAUAAAGGAUAUCGAAUAACAGGGCAAACUAUAAUACCAGGAAUAUUGGAACGAGAGCAGGAGGAAUUAGUUGUUUACGGGAGCAUCGAUUCUAGCCCUUCGCCCGUCACCAACAAUUCUAAUUUACCUAAUGGUAAAAAUGAGGAUGAAACCGUGUCCCAUCAGAAAAGCGUUGAUAAAGUUAUUAUUAGAACCAACGUUGAAUACGAUAAAAUACUCAAAGAAAUAGCCUCCAAACUUAGGGUUAGCACUCAUAGAGUGUAUAGUGAUAGCCCAUCCAAAAUGGCCGUUAUUCCAAAGACCGAGAUUAAUGGAGAAUUAUCUACCAUCGAUCAUAUUGAUAAAGUUGACUGCGAAAUAAUUGAAUUGCAUACGUCUUACGAAUGCAAGGGGAUCAUAGGCAAUGAUCUUAGGCGUUAUAUAUUAGAUUUAUUCCGCACUCUUCCUUCCGAUCUCAAUUUCUUACCAGUUGACGGAUUCAAAUUAAGCGCCGAAUCGAGAAAAUUGGGACUACCGCAGAAGUACAAACAUCAAUUAUGCGUCUUAAGGCCCGAACUGGUUGAAGCCUUUGUUGAAUAUGUAAUAAAUUUAGCCUUGCCUCCCCAACUCUCAGAGAAACAGGAUAAACACAAUAUACCAAAUAAUGACAAAACAGGAGAAAUACACGAACAAGGAGAAAAAAAUGAGCUAGACUCGGAUCAUAUAAUCACGGAAGAUAUGAUGAGUAUGAGUAGUCUUAUGUUGACCGAUGAGAAUGGUAUCACUAACGGUUCCCAAGAAAUAAAGACUCAAGAUUCCUCUUCCGAAAUUAAAUUAAAAUUACGUACUAAAUUUUCCUUAUCCCUCGAGGACCUUAAAUUCAAUCCUGACGCAUUCUUAAAGAGCGUACGUCACGUACCUGACGAUGCCGAAAAAUUGAAAGCAGAAAGAAAGCUUCUAUUAGAUAUUGCGGAUUUUGUGAUAUGUUAUCAAAUACCGGAUAUGUUGAAUGAUUUUAAAGAGCAUACCGCGGUUCCGAUUGACGGCUUUUCCCUUGUUGAAAUGUUGCACUUGAAGGGUAUAAAUGUCCGAUAUCUAGGAAUUAUCGCUAAAAAAUUGGAGUGCCAUUCCAAUCUCACGUAUUUAAAAAAUAUAGCUCUCCAUGAAAUGAUAUCCAGGAGCGCUAAACAUGUUUUUAAAAAUUUAAUUCAAAACGUCGAACCCUCUUACCUUUCAAUCAUGAUUGCACAUUUCCUGAAUUGCUAUUUAGGUUCUUACGCUGAUCCAAUUACCAAUUUGGCAUCUAUUAUUGAGCCUCAUAAAAAUGGGAAAAAGAAGUAUAAAAAGAAGAAAACGUUUAACUCUAUUACGAAUAAUGGUAACACGGAUUGGAUCAAUUUGACUCCCGGAUAUUUAUGGAAAAGUAUUUGUAAAGAUGUCGAGUUGUCCUAUAUAUAUAGCAUUAAAGAGGGCGAAAACUUCGACCAAUUCUCGAAACUCAAGCAACUUAAAAAAUUGGUGUUCUUACGACAAUUUUGCCUUAAGUGCGGCGUUCAAAUCGUUUUGAGGGAAUACGCGUUGGACAGCCCCAUUCGUAUGACCUUUCACGAGGACGAUAUUAUCAACAUGUUCCCCAUCGUGAAACACGUGACACAUAAAGAAAUUGACCUGUCUACGCCUACAUAUGGAUCUUUACAGAGAUUAGGCAUUUCGGCAUAUAAUUCAACAAAUAAUCAAUAG
Molecule: messenger RNA, 3117 nt
Organism: Gordionus sp. m RMFG-2023
Lineage: Eukaryota; Metazoa; Nematomorpha; Gordioida; Chordodea; Parachordodidae
Product: clustered mitochondria protein homolog
Exons: 20
Coding region: 235-3117 (960 amino acids)
Biological process (GO): intracellular distribution of mitochondria
Cellular component (GO): cytoplasm
Molecular function (GO): mRNA binding
Source: RefSeq, a predicted model, not a curated record